GCAGGCAUUGGGAGCCCCUUUUCCCUUCUGCACAACCCAAGGGCUCUGAUCGCUCUUUGCAACCUGCGAGGAAACCUUGGAGGUUUCGGGGCCGUCGAGGGGCUCCGUGGCAGGGCUCCUCCCCUCGGAACAGGGCGAUCCCCCUCCCCUCUGCCGCCCGGUUCCUGCCCAAGGCGUCUGGGGUGGGCGCCCAUAUAAAUGGCCGGGGCAGCGCGGGUCCGCUGCCAGCCUGGUGCCGACCCGCUGGCGAAAGGAGCCCGAGCCCAAAGGCCCCCGAGCUGAGACCAUGACCCACGCGCCGUGGGGAUACGGGAAGGAUAAAGGUCCGGAUCGCUGGCGUGAAGCUUAUCCGUUUGCUGGAGGGAGUAAUCAAUCACCUGUAGCAAUCCUUACCAAGCAUGUCCACAGUGACCCUAUUCUGUUGCCUUGGUUUACUGGUUAUGAUCCAGGUGCAUCUAAGACCAUAAAGAACACGGGGAAAGGUUGCCGGAUUGCAUUUGAUGACACAUUUGAUCGCUCAGUACUGAGAGGAGGACCACUUCCAAAUAUUUAUAGGCUGCGUCAGCUGCUCAUACACUGGGGUUCUACAGAUGACAAAGGCUCGGAACAUGUUGUGGAUUUGCAAAGGCAUGCGGGAGAGAUUCAGUUGGUACACUGGUGUUCCAAAUAUAGCAAUUAUCUCGAUGCUUGUAGAAAAAAUGAUGGUGCGGCCAUUUUGGCAAUGUUUUUGAAGGUAGGAAAAAACCCCAAACCUGAGAUGAAAAGAAUUAUUGAAGAAUUAGAUGCCAUUAAGACAAAAGGGAAAGAAGUUCCUUUUCCAAACUUUGAUCCGUCUAUUCUUUUUCCGCAAAAUCGGAAUUACUAUACCUACCAAGGCUCCUUCACAACACCGCCCUGUGAAGAAUGUGUUACCUGGCUUAUUCUGAAAGAGCCUAUAAUUGUCAGUGAGGAACAGAUGGCAAAGUUUCGUACCCUUUCUUGCAAUGCAGCAAAUGAACCCUUUUCUCCCCUGGAGGACAACUGGAGACCUCUUCAGCCACUUAACCAAAGAAUGAUCCGGACUACGUGCCAAUAGAAUAUUUGUUGAAGUUCACCAUUUUGAGUUGUGAAUAUCUUAUGAUUUUACACUCAUGCUGUUUACCAACUGUGCUGUUGAGUCAGAAAAUCUGCACAAUGAAACAGGACAAGUUACUAAAUACAUCAGACCUGUAGAACAGUACUACUCUCACCAAUGGUCCUUGGAUGUUUGUAGGUCUCAUGAGCCAUUGGCUGUUGGUCUUUGGUGUUCUCCAAAAAAGAAAGGGGGAAACAACCAUAAUCAUUAGACAGAAAUCUGAUUAACAGUCCCUAUAACAUUUGCAGGUCCUAGACAUCAAGUAGCUUGAGAUGUACUCAUUAUUCUGGGAAAAAUUACAAUCUCAAUAUUAAGAUAUUGGAUCUAAGUUUGUGAUCUUUGGUAAUACUAGAGUUUUUUUUGGGGGGGGAGUAUAAUUCUGAAAAAUAAAUUAUACUCUUGAAUUUUAAGGUGUUCUUGAACUACAUUCAUUUUAAAAGAGAUCAUGUUCUGUUGUUCCAAUGUCCUUUCAUACUGCAAAGUUAUAAUGCACUGAUUCUGCUCUAGUAACCACAACAGCAACCUAUGGAAUUUUGAAAUUUUCAGUUUAGAAAAUAGUGCUUAGAACUGUAAUUUAGAGAACAAUAGUGCCUCAUCAAACUAUGGACUCCAGGAUUUCACAGAACGAUGUCAUGGCAGAUAAAGUGGAAUCAUGGUAUUAUAGUUAUGAAGCAUGAGUGGGCCCUUUAUUUCCAAUGAGGCUUAGCAUCCUGGAUAGUUCCUUCUGAAUUUGAACUAAUAAAAGGUGGAGUGGAUUUACCAUACCCAUGGACAUGGAAACUUCAGGUCCAGAGACUGCAUGUUGUCUCAAUAGGAGACCUUGGAAGGCUAAUCCUUUCCACCAUGCAGCCAUAGACAUUAUUUUUACUUAAAGCAUCCUGCAUUCUCUAGAAUAGGCCUGCACAACCUGGCAAUAGUAAGGGGCCAAAAUUUAAAAAGGAUAAACUUCUUUGGGCCACAUGCCCAUUACUGGGGCCAUUGGGGCGGCAUGCUCAUAGGGGCUUCAUGCAUGGUUACAAAAUAUUUAUGGAUUGAAGAGUCCUCAGACUCGCUCCCAUAAUGUCCCUCUCUCAGUGGAACUGAAGGCAGUCCUAUUAGCAAGUGUAGCUGUGGAAGAGGCAUUAACAGGACAAAAAGGGGAAGAGUGAACAGAAAAGGGGGUCUUGUUUUCCCCCUCUGUUAAAGUUGUGUUGUUGUGACUAACAAUGGAUAUUAAAAUCUUGUGAGUGUGAAGGGAGGAUCACAAAGCCAAACAAGAAGCUCUCUAAUGGCCCCUUGAAAGGCUGAGGGAUGAAGUGUGCUACCUUGAAUAAAGGAAGAUUAACAGAAAAGGUUAAUAGAAGGCUUGUUAACAGAAAAAGGGCACUUUUUUGAAGCACAAUACUGUGAAAGGGUAGCGGUGGGACCAAGGAGGGUGCUCAUUGUGCAGAAGUGGCUGAGGUGCCAUUUGGUGCUCCAUCUCCAUUUCCACAGGGAAGUCCCCAGUACAUUUUGUCCUUGUCCUUGAGACUCUCAAGGCUCCCCUUCUGGAACCUUGGUGACACUCAGUCUGCAUCGCCUUGCCUUCCCCUACCUCACCUCCCAGCAGCAGCAAAAGGAGCUUGCCAGUUUUCCCACAAGGUUUGGAGAGACUCUCAAUGGGCCGUCAUACUCUCAUUCUGUAUAUGAGAUGCUACUAAGUUGCUCCCCUUCUCCCUAUGCAUGAAGGACUCUUUGUUUUCUUCUUUCUUCUCUGCCUCCUCCUCCUGGUUUCUUGAUCCCCGGCCCUGUCUCUCUCUCUCUACCCUGUUUCCCUGAAAAUAAGACAUCCCCGAAAAAUAAGACCUAGUAGAAGUUUUGCUGAAUUGCUAAAUAUAAGGCCUCCCCUGAAAGUAAGACCUAGAAAAGUUUUUGUUUGGCAGCAUGCCCAGCGCCUGCCAAACAGAACACCAGAGCAUGCAGGAUUGGUACAUGUACAUACCAUAGAGUGUUGUACAUGGAAAUAAUGGUAGUAACAAGAAAUUCUUGAUAAGAUUCACAGUUUGUCUGGUUCUGCUGGUUUGGGAUGACAACUACUGUACAGUAUAUAAUAAAUGUUCAUGUUUUUGUUCAACAAUAAAUGUGAAUUCUUCAUGGAAAAAUAAGACAUCCCCUGAAAACAAGACCUAGCACAUCUUUGGGAGCAAAACUUAAUAUAAGACACUGUCUUAUUUUCGGGGAAACACGGUAUGCAUGAGGGACUCUUCUUUCUCCUACUCCUUCACCUGGCUUUUUAUUUCCCUUCUCUCUUUCUUCCCCCUCCUGUCUUCUUGAUUAUGCUUGCUUCUUGUUCCCCUUUAUCUCUCUUUCUGUGCAUGAGGGACUCUUCCUCCUCCUGGCUUCUUAUUUCCUUUUUCUCCCUUUCUCUUUCUCUCUGAGAGGAACUCUUCUUCCUCCUGUCUUCUUGUUCAUUCCCCCCUCCUCUCUCUUUGAUUUUUCUUCCUCCUCCUCUUGGCUUCUUGCUUCUCUCUCUCUCUCUCUCUCUCUCUCUCUCUCUCUCUCUCUCUCUCUCUCUCUCUCUCUCUCUGCAUGACUCUUUUCCCUAAUCUUACUGGCUUCUUGUCCUUCCUCUUUCUUCUUGCCACUACCAUCAGUCAUGAGGCAUCCUCCCUUCUCUGCCUUUUUGUCUUUUGGCCUCUUGCCUACUUGGUGCAGAAUUAGUUCCUCCCUCUGUGCUGCAUCUUCUCCCUCUCUGUCUCUCUCUGAAGCCUUUUUUCCAGCCACCCCUUCCUUCUCCACUUUCUUUUUUUCAGACUAGUUAGGCAUUGUUGGGUGUCUAUAGGAAUUUUAACCUAGGAAGCUCUUUCCUUUCCUGCCUGAAGUCUGGCAGUUCAAGAAAAGGAAGAGGAGGAUGAGGAGAUUUGUUUGGAGAAAGAAGGGAAGGAAGGAAGGAACGAAGGAACGAAGGGAAAGGCAGUGUGAGGAGAAUGAGUGGGGGCUCCUGGAGUAGCCAAAGCCUGAGAGAGCAGCAGGGGGGAUGGACCUCUGCAACCCCUUUCUUCUAAGACAAAGACCCUGCAGGAGCAGCAGGUGUUGUUGCUCAGGGUGCACUCCACCUGGCAGCCAUCACAGGUUACCUGAAUUCCUUUGGAGGGGUGUGUGUGGCCUGUUGGCUAAAUGUUGUGCAGGUCUGCUCUUAAAAGUGUAUGGGCAAUUUCACUAUAUUUUAGGCACAUACUACACUCUUUUAAACAAGGAAGUGAUUUAUAAAAAAGUCAGUUUUUAACUAGGGCCUAAAGCUACUAAGGGAAGGGGGCACUGUGCUGCAAAGAUGUGGGAACCAAUUUCCUGAGUUGAUCUUGAUGGAAAGCCCUUGGGGAUCUCAAAAUGGUCCCAAGUGCCACAUGGAUUCUACUUUCCCCACCCCUUACUUACAAGUUUGCAUCAUCACUCUAGUGAAACUAAGGGUAUAGUACAUCCCAAUCCCAUAUGAAGGUGCAAGUCAUGUAGCCCUUCAGAGGUAAGUCUUAGCAGCCAGGAUUGCUGUUGAUGAGAAAUGAUGGAAAUUGCAGUCCAACAACGCCUAGAGGUCACAUGCUUCUUCUAUACAUACUCAGGUUUAAUCUAAAUGGGAUAUAAUUUUGACCAGACAUGUAUAGAGUUUUGCUACUAAAUAACUGACAAGAAUAAUAUUUCCAGAAAACACGAUCAGUUUCCCCAUCAAGCAUAAUUUUAAAUUUUGAUAUCAAAAUAAUUCAUUUUCUUGUACAAUUGUACAUUUUUCUGUUAUGAAUCUUUUCAGGAAUUUAAUACCUAGGCAAUCUUGGUGAUUACAAAGUAGACUGUUGUUCUGGAGAGAAGUUAUAACAGAUGUUCUGGAGGGAAGAUGUUACAAUUUCCAGUUUUUACUCCUUUUUUUUUUUUUUUGAUGAGCCAAAAAAUCAUUUUGGCUCUUACUGUAUUAUUUUGCAAUUUAUUUUGUGUCUGUGGAGCUGGUGUGCUUUUUAUUGAGGGCUACUAAGAGAAAUGGGAUUAAAUUUCCUAGCAUGAAAUUUUUGGUGGAAUUUCAGUUUUGAAAUAUACAGAUGCAUUUUGAAAAGGGAAUUUUUUUAUAUAUAAAUCCACACGCUUAAAUGCCAAUAUUAAGGGUUUUGACAUAGACUUUUGUACUAGUCCAAUGCAGAUCUUAGAAUAUUGCCUAUGAUUUCUUUUCAAAUUUCCAAAAAUAAGAGCUGCUUAAGAAUUGCAGUCAAUUUAGUUUAGAAUCCUAAAUGUGUACUAUGUCAGUGCGACUGUGCCAAAAGAGGAUAAAGACAGCAGGGGCAAUGUUCAUGGUGGAAGAAAGACACUGGGAAAUUAGUUCAUGGAGAACUGGCAGGUUCUGUCUGCAUUCCUUCACCACCCUAGGCUUUUGAAGAAAGUAGCUACUAGCAUAUAGUGCACCUACAAAAUUCCUGCUGAUAUUUUUAAACUGUAGUCAUCUGAAAAGGUUUUACAAAAAUUUCAAUGAAAAUACACAUUGGCUUUAAAAAUCUUAAAUUGUGAAUAAAGUACAGUAUAACAGUAUAACCUCCAUAUCUACAGGAGCAAUACUUGUGAUUUUGUUUCCUGCAUCUGGCAAAAUAUGUCCUCUGUAGGCAUUUUCUUGGUCUGCCAGGUGAUUCUAUAGUAUGAUUCUGUCAGAAAUUGACCACAGAGUCAUGAUUGAGGACUUGAUGAUGCCUAAAGCAACUCUACGGUUUGUUUCUGCUGGAACUCAUUUGUUUAAUAGGGUUUGCUAUUGCCCAAAUUUUACCUAUUUGUGCAAAUAUCUUUGGGAUUUUUGGAAAAGAUAUCCUGUGAAUACACAAGAUGUACUCUAUUUGCUGGGGGCUGUUUUUACUGCACUGGGUUCCUGCUUCUUAGUAAGAUCAGUUCAAAUAGUAUUGUCUGAUGAUUACAUAUUUGCUUUUGUAAACCAACGAAAAUAAAUCUAUUUAUCUCUGAAGCAAAG
Anolis carolinensis (green anole) is the source of this 6065-nucleotide messenger RNA. Its product is annotated as carbonic anhydrase 3. Lineage: Eukaryota; Metazoa; Chordata; Lepidosauria; Squamata; Anolidae. The transcript has 7 exons. Gene Ontology annotation, cellular component: cytosol. Bases 287 to 1075 code for a protein of 262 amino acids. The record is from RefSeq and is a predicted model, not a curated record. Gene Ontology annotation, molecular function: zinc ion binding; carbonate dehydratase activity.